AUGACUCAAACGACAAAGACAGAAUAUACUGGAGAUACUCUUCUUAAAUAUGAUCCUCCUGUUAUAAAUGAACUAACUUCAACAAAGAAAGUUAAAAAAGAUCAAGCCCCAGUUCAAGCAAAUCCGCAACAGUGGCUUGUAGACUACCUUGAUCAAAUAUUCCCACCUAAAAAGUCAAAUGAUGGCACAUUUGAUUAUAUACAGCAUGCUAGUACAGCAUCUGCAUCACGUUCUGAUAUUAUUGCACUCGAAGAACAAUUAGAUCAUUUAUUAAAAGAAAAGAAAGCUAGAGCAACAGGUAUCUGUCCAAUAAGAGCUGAGCUAUUUGAUGAUUGUUUUAAUGAAAUAAUCAGACAAGUCGCCGUUGAUUGUACAGAAAGAGCUACGUUACUUAUAGAUAUUCGCAAUGAAAUACAAGAAACAAUUAGUGGAUAUAAGAAACAAUACGAAUCAAUUACAGCUCAUGGAAUUAGAGGAGCAAUUCAUAGAGAACAGAAUAAAAAUAAUUUAAUCAAAGAAAAUGAAAAAUUAGAAGCCGAUAUUAAAGCAUUUGAAGACAAAAUAGCUGAUUUAAAGAAGAGAAUGGCUGAUGCAGACGCAAAUGAUAUCGCUGACCAAAAUGCAAAGAGAAAGGAGCACUCAGAUAAGCUCGCUCAGUUACAGGCUGAUAAUGCAGCACUAAGAAAGAAGUUAGAAGACUUCUUGGUUUCCCCUGUCGUUAUUGAUGACAAACCACCAGCUAAGAAAUAA
Trichomonas vaginalis G3 is the source of this 750-nucleotide messenger RNA. Its product is annotated as dynein heavy chain binding. The transcript has a single exon. The coding region runs from base 1 to 750 and encodes 249 amino acids. NCBI's taxonomy places the organism in Eukaryota, Parabasalia, Trichomonadida, Trichomonadidae. The record is from RefSeq and is a predicted model, not a curated record. Gene Ontology annotation, cellular component: axoneme. Gene Ontology annotation, molecular function: dynein heavy chain binding.